CCUGGACAUCGACAAGAGCAACAGAACCAACAGGGUCAUUCCCUGCACCACACUCUAGGGAUCUGAACCACCGUCUUCAACACUCUUCAUCUGACCGUUCCUGUAUUGAUCAUCUUUGAAAAUGAAAGGCACGAUACUCGUAACCCUGGUGGUCCUAAUUGGCUUGGUGACCCCUCACGUGAAUGCGAACAACUUGGAAGAUCUCUUCGACGAAGAAGGGGACUUCCAAAUGUUUCUGGAUGAGGAGGCCAUAGGUGACGUCCUGGCUGCUAGCUGGUUCUCUAAAGCGAUCCACGAUGCCGGUUCUUGGACUAAGAAGGCGGUCAAAGAUGCCGGGGAUUGGACCAAGAAAGCCGCCAGUGAUGUUGCGGAUACUGUCAAGAAGGGAUGCGGUGUGGUCAACUCGCUGCCUGGAAAGGAGCUGGAGCUGAUGAAGCGUAGGGAUGAGGUCCUCCGCAAACGUGGGAUCAGUGAAGACCAGAUUGCCGCUGUGUACGGGGGCUACAAGAACCUAAAGAAUGCUUGCAGUAUGUUGGGUUAAAUACCAAAUUUACAUCAAAGAGGACAAGGACGAUUAAAGGCAACACAGGAGUCACUGGAGGAGCUCGCGCCUUUGAAUGUAUUUUGAAACAGAUAUAUGGCGCCAUACAAAUGCUGUGAAUCAUCAUCAUCAUCAUCAUCAUCAUCAUCAUCAUCAUCAUCAUCAUCAUCAAUAUUUUCCUUUAUAGGAAUGCAGCUUGAAGAAAUUAUGAAGACGAAGAUGUUCCCGUAAAAAUUACAUAUAAUGUCAUAUUAAAAAAUAAUAAGGAAUAUUUCUUGUUUACAUUCCAUGACAAACUGGUAUAUUUAUGAGUUUGCUGAUCGUUCGUCUGAGUAAAUUAUAAUAAAUUGAAGUA
Molecule: messenger RNA, 896 nt
Organism: Strongylocentrotus purpuratus (purple sea urchin)
Lineage: Eukaryota; Metazoa; Echinodermata; Echinoidea; Camarodonta; Strongylocentrotidae
Exons: 5
Coding region: 122-541 (139 amino acids)
Source: RefSeq, a predicted model, not a curated record